Zea mays is the source of this 1431-nucleotide messenger RNA. RefSeq lists its product as uncharacterized. Lineage: Eukaryota; Viridiplantae; Streptophyta; Magnoliopsida; Poales; Poaceae. The record is from RefSeq and is a predicted model, not a curated record. The transcript is spliced from 5 exons. Bases 161 to 1096 code for a protein of 311 amino acids.
UACGCCGCACCUGGGGCGCUCGUUUUGGCCGCCGCACGCCCCACUCCUCCUCUCACCUCACUUGCUCGCCGCCGCACCUGGAUCUGGCUCUCGUCUCAUCCAAGCACGGAUUAGGAGUGCACCUAUUUUGAUUCUGCGAUCUGAGUAACUGAUUCUAAAGAUGAGUAAAGGAAAAGAGAAGAUUGAGAGGACCAUUGUGUGGGAUGAGGAUCAAAGCAAGUUUAUGCUUGGUUGGUUUACUGACUUCAUAAAAGAACAAUAUGCUGGUUUUAAGAUUAAAAAACAACGCCACUUCAAGUGUGCUGAGGCAUUGAACAGACAAUUCAAUAUGGGGGUCACUGCUACUCAAGUUGAAAGACAUUACAGGCAUUAUAAAGAGAAUUGGAAGUUUGUUGCUGCAGCCUUAAGCAAGAGUGGUAACACUUUUGACACAAUAAGGUCUAUGGUAGUCAUAUCUGAAUCAGAGAAAGCUAACCUAAAGGAUAGGGCAAGAAGGCUCAUUUCUAAGCCUAUCAAGUUUUUCAAUGAAAUGCAAGAGUUGUUUAUUAACAGCAGUGCUGAUGGCUCUCUAGCCAUGGAAGCUACAACUUGUAUGAAUGAAACUCAUCCUGGAGAUGACAGUGACUUCAAUGAUGAUGUGUGCAGUGACUUCUCCAACUAUCCUCAGCCUGUGCAUGAUCUAGGUGAUGAUUCUGACACUUUACCAUCUCCCAAUCAUCAUCCAUCUCAAAACGUUGAUCAUAGCUCGUCAAGUUCUGGACUGAAGCGCCCACAAGGAGAGGGAGUACCAGCGAAAAGGAAUGUGAAACCAAAGAGUCGCACAACAAAGGUAGUAGAUGAACUCAGUGCUACUUUGGUAGAACUUCGAAAUGAUCUUAAGAAGCCACCACCUCCAGUGCCUAUGCCUUUUGGUAACCCUGAUGCAAUAUUGUGGCAAAGGCUUGAGAAUAUGACAAUUACUACUGAUCAAAAGUUAAUGGUAGGAACGUAUCUAGCACACAAAGAUCAAAAGGGUAUGCGUGGUUUCUUAUCUGCUGCAUCAGACAUAACAUUUGAGUCAUGGGUACUAAAGCAUCUGAGUGAUUUGGACCUAUGAAUCGACUAGCAGGAUGAUCCAUGUAGGAGAUGAAUGGUGUGAUAGUUGGGUUUUUUGCAUUUCUUCUAGGUUGAUGGAUGUCAAUUGAUGGAGAUAUUUGGUGGUUGUGACUGCUGUUACAUUGCUCUUUUUGUUGAUUUUUAACUUUGAGGGUACCAAUGAGCAUAGUGCAUAGCACCAGUACCUUUUACAAUUAUGGAAUCUCUGCAAAGCAAGGAAGGCAUUGGACUGUAAUAAAUUUUGCUCCAAUUUCGCAUUGCAAAUGUUCUAGUAGUGUCAGAUUUUUCUCUAAUGCUUCUAGUGAAAAAUGAGACCUUUUGGAGACAGUUUCUAAA